AUGGCAGGCGUCCCGUCUAGCAAAGGCUGCAGGGCCUGUGUCCGACAGAAGAAAAAGUGUGAUCAGGUCAAGCCAGUUUGCGCCAGAUGCGCCAGACUCAAGAUUGCCUGUAUCGGCUCUGGCGAGCAAAAGUGGAAGUUCAAGCCAGUGUCCUUUCAACCAGUGGCUUUCCAACCGGCCGUCGUUGAGGAAAUCCCCAAGAAACCGAGAAGAUCCAUCAAAGUCUCGGUCCCACCAGUUCCGGAGAACAUCAUCACGAGCAUCGCAGGAAGGUUCAUCGCGGCUCUCGAAGUAUCAGAUAUUAGGUACAGCCUCAGCAGUUAUGGCGACUUUCUCGAGCAUAUCCCCCGGCGGCUUGGUCGGAGUGAGGCCCUCGACGCAUCAGUCAAGGCUUUGGUCAGCGCAUUUCCGUAUCACUACACACGACAUCUACCACAGGACGCUUUAGCCAACUACAUCGACGCUUUGAAGGCUUUGAGGAUAUGUCUCAACUGUCCAGACAAGAGACUGGCCCCCGAGACACUAUCCGCUAUUUACAUCAUCAUGAUUUGCCAGGGCUGGAUAGGGCGCUCUGAUGACUAUGUUAGAAGCCAUGGGGAAAUCUUGGCCCACCUGGCAAGUUCUGCCAUCGUGCAAAACUGGAAAGAUACGUUUGAGUUGCAGCUCCUCGAAACCCUGUUUGUACCGCUGAUCCUCGAGGCAAUGGUCAAUCCAGCUAUCACGAUGGAAUCCUGGUUUCUACUCGUCGACUACUGCAUACCACAAGCAUCAUUCGAGAAGGCCCACGGACUGCGAAUCCCAAGUGUGGAAGCGCAAAAGUUGAUUCGAAUGCCUGUCUUCUUCCAUAGCCCUAUGCUCUACAUCGACGAGAUAAAGUCGGCGUACCAGGAGAUGCAACAAGAUCUGCCUGGCAUCCGCCAAUACCUUGCCAACCUCGAUCGGAACGAAUCUGCGCGAGGGAAUCGGGCCAAGUUGUCCCACAAGUUUCGAGUUGUACAUGCUUUGCUUCUCACUCUGGCAAUUCCGUUAAAUAGUCUUCUACGGACACUUUACCCAAAUGAUGAAGUGUUGUUUCAAGAAGCAAUCGCAUUGACCAACGAGUUCAUCAUGUUGGCGCAACACGCUUCUCAGCACCGGCCACUUGGUGCCACCUAUAUCCCUCCCUGCCUAGCGGGCGUGUGGGCGAUAACAGAUUCUUUGCAUGUGCAGCAGGCCGAGCUACAAAGGUUGAUGGAAGAAUAUCAGCCGGAUUCACCACUUAUAAACUGGAUGGAGCAGGCAGUGUGGCUCAAGGCAUCACAUAAAACGCUACUCGACCAAGUAGCUGGGAGAGCGAGCAGUGAGGGUAGCUGGGAUGGCCAUUUAUCAAUGGUCCAUUGCAUGGCCGGCUUUGGACCGAGUGGCAGCUGUCUAUUCGCAUAA
Fusarium keratoplasticum is the source of this 1422-nucleotide messenger RNA. Its product is annotated as Zn(2)-C6 fungal-type domain-containing protein. NCBI's taxonomy places the organism in Eukaryota, Fungi, Ascomycota, Sordariomycetes, Hypocreales, Nectriaceae. The record is from RefSeq and is a predicted model, not a curated record. The transcript has 5 exons. Gene Ontology annotation, biological process: regulation of DNA-templated transcription. Gene Ontology annotation, molecular function: DNA-binding transcription factor activity, RNA polymerase II-specific; zinc ion binding. The coding region runs from base 1 to 1422 and encodes 473 amino acids.